This is a messenger RNA of Anisakis simplex (herring worm), 258 nucleotides long. The record is from the annotation of a GenBank genome assembly. NCBI's taxonomy places the organism in Eukaryota, Metazoa, Nematoda, Chromadorea, Rhabditida, Anisakidae.
AUGUGGACUGUUGAUGGGUUUUGGGCUGUCGAAUGUGAAAUAUCGAUGGGUUUUGGGCUGUCGAAUGCGAAAUAUCGAUGGGUUUUGAGCUGUCGAAUGUGGAAUCUGUUAGAAGUUGAAGUGGAGGCUGCUGAGUUUGAUGAAGUUGACGAGCUGAGGUCUGAAUUGGCCGGAGUUGUUGGUUGGUUGGUGUCAAUGAGAGAUUACCCAAUGGAGGGGACGAUUUAUAAGGGUUGGGUUGGGGUUGGGGCGGUUUAG